Molecule: messenger RNA, 1757 nt
Organism: Tarenaya hassleriana
Lineage: Eukaryota; Viridiplantae; Streptophyta; Magnoliopsida; Brassicales; Cleomaceae
Product: purple acid phosphatase 10
Exons: 9
Coding region: 278-1678 (466 amino acids)
Molecular function (GO): metal ion binding; acid phosphatase activity
Source: RefSeq, a predicted model, not a curated record
UUGUCACAUGCCAAUUUUGUCAAACAAACAAGCAGAAAAAAAAAAAAGACGAUUUUUUUCUUCUUCCCCCAAAUUCAAAAUGCCAGAUCAAAUCAAAGGGAGUUGACGAAUUUAAGUCAAGUAUCAGACGAAUCAAUCCCAUGAAUAUUCCCCGAUCUCGUCGGGUAUUAUAAUGCGGUGACGAGGACUUUUCCAUCUCCACGCCCCUUAUAAGAUAAACCCAGAAACAUCGAUCUGGGACAAAAAAUAAUAAGAAAUCUUUUCACCAUUCGGGAAAAUGGGUCGUGUUCGAAGAACAGAGCUGUUGUCUUCCAUUGUUCUUGUUCUGGGUUUGUUCCUGAGCGGCUUGGCGUUGUGUAAUGGAAGCAAAACCAGUAGAUUUAUCAGAAAAUUGGAGAAAACUGUCGAUAUGCCUCUUGAUAGCGAUGUUUUCAAAGCUCCUCCUGGUUUCAAUGCUCCACAACAGGUGCAUAUAACACAAGGCGAUACAGAGGGGAAGGCGGUGAUCAUAUCGUGGGUGACACAACAAGAGAGAGGCACGAACACGGUCUUGUACUGGAAAGAGAACAGUUCCGAAAAGCUCAAAGCCGAAGGCAAAGCCAACAGAUACAAAUUCUACAAUUACACUUCUGGUUACAUCCACCAUUGCACCAUCCGAAACUUGGAGCAUAAUUCCAAAUACUAUUACGUGGUAGGAGUCGGCCAGACCGAGCGUCAGUUCUGGUUCCACACUCCUCCUGAACUCGGACCCGACGUCCCUUACACGUUCGGUCUCAUCGGGGAUCUUGGCCAGAGUUUCGACUCUAACUUGACGUUGACGCAUUACGAAAACAACCCGACAAAGGGACAGGCGGUUUUGUUCGUGGGCGAUCUUUCCUACGCCGAUAACUAUCCGAACCACGACAACGCCAGAUGGGACACAUGGGGAAGAUUUGUCGAGAGAAGCACUGCUUAUCAGCCGUGGAUUUGGACUGUUGGUAACCAUGAGCUUGACUUUGCCCCCGAAAUCGGCGAAACCAGGCCGUUCAAGCCAUUCUCGCAUAGAUACCGAACUCCUUACAGAUCAUCAGGCAGUACCGAACCCUUCUGGUACUCGAUAAAGAGAGGUCCCGCUCACAUUAUCGUGCUCGCUUCUUAUUCCGCAUAUGGUAAAUACACUCCACAAUACAAAUGGCUCGAGGAGGAGCUCCCGAAAGUGAACAGAUCCGAGACGCCGUGGCUAAUCGUCUUGACGCAUUCCCCGUGGUACAACAGUUACAAUUACCAUUACAUGGAAGGCGAAACCAUGAGGGUUAUGUUCGAGUCGUGGUUCGUCAAGUACAAAGUAGACCUCGUCUUUUCUGGUCACGUCCACGCCUACGAAAGAUCCGAACGCGUAUCCAACAUAGCGUACAAUGUAGUUAACGGUAUUUGCACGCCCGUGAAGGACUUAUCCGCGCCUGUAUACAUCACCAUUGGCGACGGAGGCAAUCUUGAGGGCUUGGCAACCAACAUGACGGAGCCGCAGCCGGCGUACUCGUCAUUCAGGGAAGCAAGCUUCGGGCACGCGGUAUUGUCGAUAAAGAACAGGACGCACGCUUGGUACGGAUGGCACCGCAACCAGGAUGGGUUCUCCGUCGAGGCUGACUCCAUGUGGUUCUUCAACAGAUUCUGGUUUCCUCAUGAUGAUUCCUCUUAGAACCUUCUCUUUGUAUUCCUCUUUUCAUUUGAAUAAUCAUCAUAUCGAAAUGUGAGUUUGCAUUUACUUUUCCUUUUUA